Molecule: messenger RNA, 303 nt
Organism: Symbiodinium sp. CCMP2456
Lineage: Eukaryota; Dinophyceae; Suessiales; Symbiodiniaceae
Source: the annotation of a GenBank genome assembly
GAGCAAGCUGCUGCCCUUGCAACUGGCAAGUCAAAGUCGCGCCUUACCGUUGAGGAAGUCCUCGCCAACAUCCGUAGGGAAGUGGGAGGGCGUGGCGCGCAAAGCUUGGACUCUGUUGCCAUUGAGAAGGCGAAGCAGAUGCUGAAAUUGGCCAACAAGCAGGGGUGCUCGACCAUCGUCGAACGUUUCGAGACCGAUGCCGAGUACACCGUUGCAUCCCUCAACAACGGCUUCGACCGUGACUUCUUGAGGACCCAAGAUGUGCUUGUCCAUGGCAUUCUGCCGAACCUCGGUCAGGGUUGA